Staurois parvus is the source of this 918-nucleotide messenger RNA. NCBI's taxonomy places the organism in Eukaryota, Metazoa, Chordata, Amphibia, Anura, Ranidae. The record is from the annotation of a GenBank genome assembly.
AUGGCUUCUGCUGCCCACGAUGUGAAGAUCCUUCUGAAAGGACUUGUCUCCUCAUCAUCACAAGGUCUACAGGAGAUAGACUUACAGGAGAGAUUCCACCUCAUAAAGGAACUUGGAAGUGGAGGACAUGGUUCAGUGCUGCUGGUAAAGGACAAAGAAACAAAUCAGAAGAUGGCGUUGAAGAUCUUGGAAAAGAAAAGAACAAGUAAAAGGCAAUUUCUGAUAGAGUUCAGUGUGUCCUCCUACCUUUCUUCUCAUCCCAACAUCAUCAGGAGUUUUGACAUGGCCUUCAAGACCCAAGACCACUUCGUAUUUGGCCUAGAGGCGGCACCAGUUGGUGACCUGUCCUCUAUAAUUGUACGCAAUGUUGGACUUCUAGAAGACAAUGUUAAGAGAUGUGCCAUGCAGAUUUCCAGUGCUCUGGAAUUUAUUGCCGAGAAAGGACUGGUGCACAUGGACAUAAAAUGUAAAAACAUUUUGGUAUUUGACCAGGAGUGUCGUUGUGUGAAAAUCACUGACUUUGGCCUUACUCGUAUGAAAGGAACAGUGAUUAGAUCUAAGUCUGGCAGCACCUCCUACAGGGCCCCUGAGAUGUGUGAACUCACUGGACAGGAAGAACUGGCUGUAGACUCCACUCUGGAUGUAUGGAGUUUUGGAGUGCUCCUCUACUGCCUGAUCACAGGAAAAUUUCCCUGGAAGGUGGCCACAGAUAAAGACAAAAGAUUCAGCAGAUUUGUUGCCUGGCAAAACAAUCAUUGUGAUGACCCCCCAGCAUCAUGGAACAAACUGCCCACAUGUCUGCAGAGAAUGUUCGGAUGUCUCUUAGCUGUGGACUACAGUCAGAGGAGCAAACCGACUGAAGUCUUGUGUUAUAUGGAGGAGAGCUGGAAAACAGAUUCAACCUAUUCAACGGAUUGA